UAAGGAGGUUGGCAGAGUAAGGUUCAGAAGACUGGCUCUUCUAACAACCUGUAAGGUAUUUGGCUUCUUCUGGGAUUACAUAUGGGGCAUACUAAAGGAAGAAAAGAAAGUAUCAAUUGAAACAGUUUUUGAAUCGAAUAUAUCCAACUGCAGGUAAAUCGCGGAGGCAAAGUUGUCAGCUUUUUGUUUAUAGUGAGUGAAGUGGAGGAAUACAGUGUUGAACAACUGAUUUCGGUAAAGCAACUGGAUAAACACUUGUUUUGGCCUUUCGUGAGUACUUAAGUUGAGAUUUUGUGGAGAAACUGACACUUCUGGAUGGAUUUAUGGCUACGAUACGGAUUGGUUUAUUUUUCGUGUGAAUUAAUGGUAUUUCAUUUCGAGGAAUCUAUGGUUUGUUUACACGUGUAAUCUUGUUUCUUCAUGGUGGCUACAUUUCCGACCCGAGUGUUGCAGCUGACAGUUGGUGCAGAAAAUGGGGGACUUCUAUGACCCUGAACAUCCCACUGAAGAAAGAAUUUGGAACGCCUUGGAAGAAAAGUCAAGAGAAGAGGAAGCAAAUGAAGGAAAGGUGGAAAAUGUUCUGGAUUCAAAACUCGUUAAAAUCCCAGUACAGAAGAGUGUAUCUUCCAGUCGCUUUUUGCCUAAAGGAACGAAGACAAAAGUUAAUCUGGAAGAGCAGGGAAGGCAAAAAGUGUCCUUCAGCUUUAGUGUUACAAAAAAACCCUUGCAAAAUUGGUUAUUAUCUGCUUUAAGUGGUGAGAAAAACCAGAAUGAUGCUUCAGGUUCGCUGUCAUUGCAAGGAUCACUUCAAACCACUUCUGCUGGCACAUCAGAAACUAAUUCUAUUUCCCCACCAAAGCCCAAACUGGAAGUUGGAAAACUGCCUUCUAAGAAGCAUCUUUUGAGUUCUUCUGCUAAAGCUGGAGUAGGAGUGGCUUCUGCUUCUGAAGCAGUAACAGACAAGUUAGGGUCAUUGACCAUUCCAGCAGAUGGUGUGAUGCCUGUAGCAGUGAAGUCUGACACUUCAACUCCAAAAACAUUCUCGGCUUCAUUUGAGUUCACAGAAAUGAUGGUAUUGCCAGACUUGGAUGAUAUUCCAUUACCACCAUCACCACCACCACCACUGACUGUGCCAUCAUAUGUCAGUAGGUCAUCAGUUGUGACUACACAGGUUAAAGCACCAACAGUACCAGCUCCAGUGGCAGCUACACCACCACACACUGUACUAGAGACAUUUUCAUUGCUUUCUAAAACAAAUGAGAUUGUGGAAGAAGCAGUUCAAAUGUUAAAAGAAGCAGACACAGUAUUACUGGACUCUUCAGACCUAGAGAGUAAAAAUGAUGAUUUAAAUAGUUCAGAUGAUGAAGUUCUUAAUAUUUCUGAGUAUAACAUUGCAAGCCCACAAGAUGAUUAUUCCCAUAUUGGGACAGAUGAACUCUCAGAAGACUUAAAGAAUAUUUCUUCAUGCAUUGAAAAGCAGUUUCCCAAGAGGAAGUCCUCCCAUUCUGAUGGAGGGUUAUAUGAUUCUGACUCUGAUGAUUCUGUGCAGACUACUUCUAGUCAGAGUUCACAAGAACUGAAACAUCUAGCAAGUACAGAAAAGGACAGGGAUUACCAAAAGAUUACAACUCAGAAGUCUGAUGAUUCAGGGAAAAAAUUCUCUUCCAGGUCUAAAAUGGAAAAAGAUGAGCGAUACUACAGUUACUCAAAAUCAGAAAAGGACUGUAAGUAUGUUUCUUCUCGCAGUAGAUCAGAGAGGGAUAGGAGGAGAAGUAGAUCACGGUCUCGAUCACGAUCUGACAAGUGGUCUGGAAAGUCUUAUUCAAGAUCUGAUAGGUCACAUUAUUAUGAAUCUGAAAGAAGACAUCACAGAAGCUCACCCCACAGAGAGAGAAGCAAGUAUCCUCGUUCUUAUGCAGAGAGCAGAGCAAGAGACAGUUCAGAUUCGGAGGAAGAGCACAGAAGAACACAUUCCAGAUCUAGUGAUUCAAGACGCACUUCUCAUUCUUCAUCCUAUAGAGACUCAAGAACAUCUGCAUAUUCAAAAUCAGACAGGGAUGGAAAAGAGCAGUCAUAUACAGAGUCUGAAAAAAGAACAAGGUCUUAUUCUAAAUCAGAAAGAGAAUCUCAGAGGACUUCAGAAAGAGAUUCAAGUAAACGCUAUUCUCCUCAUAACGAUGUUGAGCAAAGAAAGUUAUCCUCCUAUUCUAGAGCUGACAGCAGUGUCAGCUCUUCUCACUAUAGGUCACAUACAUUAAAGUCAUCCUCACAGAGGCCUGACAAAAAGAAGUUUUCUUCAUCUUCAUCUUCAUCUUCAGAAUCUGAUGAAGACUUAAAACUUCCACUCAAGUCUGUGGAAAGUGAUAAAAUGUGUUAUAGUUUAAAGACAAAGAAGGUAGAAACUGCACCUAUUAAAAAGGCUGACAGUGCUGUUGAUCUUGAAAAGAGCCCUUCUGAGAACCUCAUGCCUAGUCAAAUUAAGGAGACUUUCCCUUAUAAAGAAUCAUUUGAAAUUGGGGCCAAGACUGUUGGUUUAAAGCUCAAAAAACAUACAGAGCUUGAAAAACAUACAGAGCUUGACAUCCAAGGAGUGAAGGGAGAAUCAGGGAGUUCACCGAGUUUAGAAGAUAACCAACUAGCUGUCUCUCACCGGGACUUUGAUAUCAAAAGCUCACUCAGUGUGGAAAAUGUAAAUCUGAUAGAAAUUUGCCCUGAAACAGAGAGUUUUCUUUCUAGUGUUAAAACAAGUAAUUCUGGUUCAUUCUCAGAGGAAAAUUUCUGUGAAGUACAAAUGAGUAAACUACAUACUUUUUACGAAGAUAAAAGUUUGCAUACAAAACGGCCUGAACAUAUGGUGUUAAACCUUGGCUAUUCCCCAAGCUCUUCUGAUGAAUCAGAGUCUUCUGUUUCUUCCAAUCUAGAUGAAUGUGAAGCAUCCUCUCCUUUGUAUGAAGAUGCAGCUGAUAGUUCAACUUGCAGUAAACAGGAAGAAUGCUUGCCCUCUCCCUUAAAAGCCAAAGAUGUGGAGUUAAAUCUCAGCUGUGUGUCAGAUACUGUAGAUUCCACAUUUUGUGAAAGAGAGGUUGAUAUGGACAUUGAAUCUUCAGAUGAGAAAUCCAUUGAAGAGUUUUCAGUAAAUGUUGCAGUGGAACAUUUCCCAGUAUCACAUGAUGCAACGCUUAUUGAGGAAAAGAUGUCUGUGGAACUCCUGGAACAAAAGACUGACAAAAGGCAUUUGGACCCAUCUAGCUGUGAAUACAGCCAGUUGUUAAGUAAAGGAAUUUCAGAAGUCCAGGCUUCUAAGGGUUUCAGCUUUGCAGAGUUGAAAGUAGGAAGUUCGAGUUCAGAAAGUCUUCAUGAAGAAACAUUUUUGCCUCAUUUAGGUAGUCAUUCAGAGAAACCAUUGCUGUCACCAUCUUCAGUUAAAGUGGAAGUGUCUGAAGAAUUAAAACCAGAGUUUCAUCUGCCUGAGUUAGAGGUCUCUGCUAAGCUAGAACAAACAGCAAAACAUUUACAGCUCACAGAAAUGAAACCUUUACCUUCACUCUGUAAGGUAGAACAAGAGGAGGUUAUAAAUGAUUACAGUAACUCUGCUGAAAGAUGUUUAAAUCAGUUUUCAGAUGUCACUCCUUUAAAGGAGCAAGAUGGAGUAAGUUGCGUUACACCUGCCACUGUAGAAGGUCUGGUUACAUCCACUCAUAUUGAAGCAAGAGAAAAAGCCAAAGUAAAAGUGGAAACUAAUCCUGAAGAAUUAAACUGUGAUCCAAGUUUUCAGGUAGUUAAAACUGAAGUAUGUGCUGGUGAUGUAAGCUCAGACCUCACAGAAAGCAGAAGUGAGCAAGGCAGUGAAGAAAGUGAUGUUGAAAACUCUUAUUCAGAUUCUGAUGACAGCAUUCCAAGGAACAGACUCCAUUCUGUUGUUGUGGUUCCCAAAAAUUCAACUCUAACACUAGAUGAAAAUUGCAGUUCCCCACUGAACAGUAACAAUACAGGACAUUUGUCUAAUUCUGAAGUGAAUCAACAGUCUAACAAUUCAGAGGAUGAAAAACUUGAAAGCAAAACUAUUGAAAAUGAUUUACAAAAAGAACAUCAAAAUGAUGUGCAUGUUUCUCCGUUUGAUGAAUUUGACGAGAGGAUGGAGAUUUCAGAUAAUGAAAUUUGCACUGAAAAGGGCCAAAUGAUUGAAAGUGUUUCACAGUUGGAAAAUAUUAAUGCAGGCUGUAUUUCUGAAGCAGAGACAACUUCACAGGCUGCUAAUGAGCAUUGUAGUAAUUCUGAAGAACCUUUAUCACAGGUUUUACCAUUACAGCAGUUAGUGAAAUCUCAUAUUGAGAAUCGGGACCUUCCUUCAGAUGGCCUGCAAGCUAUACAGAACAAAUUAUUGUUACCCCAGGAGAAUUCUUUUGAAAUACCUGGUGUCAGGCAAAGGGAAUCAAGGUUUGGGGAUCACCAGAAUUCUGAGGAGGCUCUGGACAGCGUGCAGAGGGCUUUGUCAGAGGAUCAAGAAAAUUAUGCUCAAAAGCCAGAUGACAAACAGUUGAAGUUCUUGUCUGAGGACCAUGAAAAUUCUGCUGAAAAGUCUGACAGCAUGCAGUUGAAGUACUUGUCUGCAAGUCAAGAAAAUUCUGCUGAAGAGACAGACCCUGAUAAGCUGAAGUCCUGCUUUGAAGAUCCUGAAAAUUCAUCUGAAAAAUCUGACACCGAAAAAGUGGAAUUGUCUGAGAAUAAGCAGUGUGUCACUGAAAAGGCAGGCAGCAAGAAUGAGGUGUUAAAAUUGGAGGAUCAGCAAAAUUCCUGUGAUUCAGUUGCUGGCUGUGGAGUGUCACAGACUGAGAGUCCGCUUAAUUCCACUGAAAAGCAUAGUACUGAACAAGCAAAGUCUUGCAGUGCACAAAGUUUUCAUGACUCAGCUGACUUCACCAAACUAGAUGGCUUGCAUAGUACUGAUGAUUUAGGUGGCCUUGGGUGGGAUUUCUCUCAGCCAGAAAAACCAAGUAGUACAUACCAGCCACCAGACAGUAGUUAUGAACCACAUCAAAAAAUGUCUGGUGAGCCACAUUUAGAGUCUGAGAAUAGUUAUUGGCAAGGUAACCGUUACUGGGAUCAAGGGCCAGACUCAAAGUCCUUGGGUUCUGGGUUUGAAAGCAGUCAACCCCCAUUUCUUGAUGAUCAAGGGCAGAUGCACCCAGAUUCCUUAACUGAUGACUAUGAAGAUGAUGAAGUCUGGACAGAUGUUCCUUCCAGAACUGCUAAUAGUGUUGAUAGCAAAAAGCCUGGUUCGGUGCAGGCACAUGAGAUCAGCAGCAACUCAAACAAGGAGGCACCUUCUGUAUCAGAAGAAAAAGUAAAUAAGAUUGAUCAUCUUGGUCAGGAACCUCAACAGUUGCAACAAAAGUUAAGUGCAUCUGAAAGUGAUCUCACAGCAGAGGUCAAAAUGAAAGAGGAUGAGCACGAUUACAAGCCUUUGGUUGAGACUACAAAGUUUAUUGGACCAUGCUACGACAUGGAUGACUUUCGAGAUGCCCAACACUGGAAGGAACAGUUUAAACUAAAGAAAAUGCCACCAUACUUUGAGCUUAUUGAAGAAAAUGUGUAUUUAACAGAAAGGAAGAAGUGUAAAUCUCACCGUGAUAUAAAGCGAAUGCAGUGUGAAUGUCCUGUCCUAACAAAGGAGGAACGUACCCGGGAUCAGGUGGCCUGUGGUGAAGACUGCCUCAAUCGUUUACUUAUGAUUGAGUGUUCAUCAAGAUGCCCAAAUGGGGAAUACUGUUCAAACAGGAGGUUCCAGAAAAAACAACAUGCGGAAGUUGAAGUAAUUCUCACUGAGAAGAAAGGCUGGGGAUUGAGAGCGGUCAAGGAUCUAGUACCAAACACCUUUGUUCUUGAAUAUUGUGGAGAGGUUCUGGAUCACAAAGAGUUCAAGGCUAGAGUGAAGGAAUAUGCUCGUCAAAAAAACAUUCAUUACUACUUCAUGGCUCUGAAAAAUGAUGAGAUAAUUGAUGCAACUCAAAAAGGAAAUUGUUCACGUUUCAUGAAUCACAGCUGUGAACCAAAUUGUGAAACACAAAAAUGGUCUCUCAAUCCCCAGUCCAGGACAGGCUUUGUGGAAAGUAAGGUAAUAUCAGCUGGAAGUGAGUUGACUUUUCAUUACCAGUUCAGGGUUUUCCCAAAGGAGGCUCAGAAAUGUUUUUGUGGCUCAGCAAACUGCAGAGGAUAUCUGGGUGGGGAAAAUCGGGUCAGCAUCAGAGCAGCUGGUGGCAAGAUGAAGAAGGAUAGAUCACGCAAGAAAGAUUCGGUUGAUGGGGAAUUGGAGGCACUGUUGGAGAAUGGAGAGGGUCUGUCUGACCAGAAUCAGGUUGUCAGUCUAGCAAGACUGAUGGUUCGGAUAGAAACUGUGGACCAGAAACUCACCUGCCUUAAGAUCAUACAGAAUACUCAGUCACAGCAGUAUCUGAAGUACUUCUUAGAGUUCCAUGGUUUGUCCUUGUUUUGGAUCUGGAUGGCAGAGCUGGGAGACAGUCAAGCAAGUUCCAACAACACUAUCAAGCUGCAGAUUGAGAUCAUGAAAACCUUGGAGAUGUUGCCUAUUCCAAACAAAAACAUGUUGGAAGAAAGUAAAGUCCUUUUUGUCAUUCAGCGAUGGGCACAGACAAAAACAGUUGUUUCACAGCUCAGUGAAGGUGAUGGAUAUUCUAGUGAAAACACUUCCCGAGCCCAGACACCACUAAAUACACCAGAUCCUGUUAACAAACAGACUGCUGAAGGUGAAAGUGACACCCCCAAAAAACUGGUAUUCAGAAGACUUAAAAUAAUUAGUGAGAACAGUAUGGACAGUGGAAUGUCUGAUACAAGUAAAGUAUCUGAUGGUGAACUGGAAAUCAAGGAGGGAAAAGACCUAGAGCAACCUGAGAGUAUGACCCAUGAAGAUGAUGAACGCAAAACAGAUACUGAGGCAUCUGGUGAUAGCCAGCUUGACAGUGCUGAUCCCAUUGCUGGGGAGAUGGAGCCUGAGGCAAAAGAAAGCAAUGGAAUCAAGUUGGAUGAGUCUGUUGCUGUUGAAACACCAUCUCAAGAUGAAGAAGAAGGCUUCUCAGAUGUAGAAAGUGAGAAAAGCCAGGAACCAGUUGACAAAACAGUUGAUGUUUGCGAGAUGGCCAUAAGACUGCUGGAACUCUGGAAAGACUUGAAGGAGGUGUACCGGAUUCCUAAGAAGACUCAAGCAGAGAAGGAAGCUAGUAGUGUUACUGAGAGGGGAAAAGAGGUUCCCACCCAGAGAGAUCCUGUUGUGGUUCCCAAGACUCCAGUUGUAAACAAAGACAGAGAGAGAGAGCCUGAAAAACUAACCCAGAACAAAGAUAAGAAAAAACGCAAGUCUUCUCCCUCUCCCCCUUCUGGGUAUGAAUGGGGAGCCAAAAGAACAGAAGAAAGGUAUGAUGCAACAACAGCUUCCAAAAAGAAGGCACGUGAAAAAGAUAGAAAUAAGCUGUCUACUGAAGAACGACGGAAGUUGUUUGAACAAGAAGUGGCACAGAGAGAGGCUCAAAAGCAGCAGCAGCAACAACAUAUGCAGAACAUAGGAAUGGGUUCACCUUUACCUUUUGAGACAAUGCCAUUUAGUAGUCCUCACCAGAGCUAUGUUGGAUAUCCUCCAGGCUACCCAAUGCAGACAUAUGUAGACCCAACUAACCCAAAUGCUGGAAAGGUGCUUUUACCUACUCCUAAUAUGGAGACCACCUGUUCACCUAUGGCAUAUGAACCACCACCGCCACUGCCUUUAAUGACACUUCCAGUGGAGCCAGUUAUGUCUACAGCAUCACCUUCUCCGAUCACACCCCAACCCAUAUCUGCAGUUCCUCCAGUACCUGUGCAAAUGGAUAUCCCACCACAACCAUAUAUACCACCAAAUGAACCUGUAAUUCCUCAAGAGCCUAGUGUGGAGCCUUUGCAGGUUCCAGGUGCUGGACAAGUUCUUGGACAAAGUUAUGGUACGUGGGAGUCAAGCCAUCAGACAGUACCAGUACAGCAGCAGUACUCAGGGGUACAACCGCAGCCACCAAUAUAUUUUCAGGGGCAGACAAUUCCACCCCUGUAUGGAAUCACACCACCUUAUGCACAGACAACACAACCAAUAGUACAGCCACCUGUAGGAUCCAUCGGCAGCUCUGGAAUAGAUGUUGGAAGCAGGAACAACCAGGCUGAAUACCUUUUGCCGAAUGUUCCUCUCAUGGAAAUGAGAAGCGGGACACCACCUGGGAUGCAGAGCUAUGGCCAGCCUGGCAUGCCAUACAUUCCAGGACAACAGAUGUACCCUCCUCACCCCCAGGGGGUUGUUAUGCAGCCAGCAGCAGUAGCACCAAUAUUACCAGCAGAGCAACCCCAGGCUGUACAACAGGAAUUGAUUGUAACAAACAGUGCAACUGACCUGCCUCCACCAUCUCCGCCUCAGCCUAAAACUAUUGUUCUUCCUCUAAACUGGAAAACUGCAAAAGAUCCAGAAGGAAAGAUCUACUACUAUCAUAUGAUUACAAGGCAAACACAGUGGGACCCACCUUCAUGGGAUGAAGCCACUGAAGAAAGUGGUAUGGAUCACGAGGCUGAAAUGGACCUUGGAACUCCAACUUAUGAUGAAAUGCCAACAAAGGAAAUAACUGUGACCAGUGAUGGCAACAUGGAAGGCACACCUAAUGCAGCCCAGACACCAGUGAAGGCCAAAACUGCAGAAGCAGAUACCUCAAGUGAGUUAGCUAAGCGGAGCAAAGAAUUGUUUAGGAAAGAGAUGUCCCAGUUUAUUGUACAUUGUCUGAACCCUUACCGUAAGCCUGACUGCAAAGUUGGAAGAAUAACUACUACUGAGGAAUUCAAACACCUGGCUCGUAAGCUGACCCAUGGUGUAAUGAACAAGGAGCUGAGAUAUUGCAAGAACCCCGAGGACCUAGAGUGCAAUGAAAAUGUCAAGUACAAGACGAGGGAGUACAUCAGGAAGUACAUGCAGAAGUUUGGACCUUUUUACAGACCGAAGGAAGAUAUGGAGAUAGAGUAAAAUUAAACGGAUUCUUUGGGAGGUGACUUUAUAGAGAGACCACUUCAUGAUAUGCUUGCUUACCAGAAAGAGAGACUAAAGGCUGUAACACUCAUAAGUUGACUUUAUUAACACACAAAAAAAUUAUUGCAGCCAUUCAGAGAACGCAGCAAAGAAAAAAUACGCUGAGAGUGCAAUGAGCCCUACAGAUUAUGGUUGUGGAUCCAAAAGACUGUGUAAACAUGUCAUUUUUGUUUGGGUUCUGGUCACCAAUGAAUUCUUUUUUGCUGUAGCCUGACCAGGAUCGCAAACUGCCAUGCCAUGUGUUCACUGGCGUAUUAUUUAUUUUUUUUUGCUGCCAUUCUGUAUGUAUGAGCAGCCUAAAAAGCUUAUAAAAUAUGUAUUAUAUGUUUUAUUGUGUCUGUGAAUAUAUUGAUAAAUAAAUUUGACUUUUCUCACCUUGAAGAGAUAACCGGUGAGAACACGCUGUAUGGACUGCUUUUGUUCUCCCAAGAGAUCUAAUCUUUUAUCAUGUAAAUAUUCCAAAGCUAAAGGCCAAGAGGCCGGAUGCACUGUUGAUAAGAUUGAUUUUAUGUGCUUAAAUCAUUUUACUUUAUUCAAUUUUUACAGAACUUUUUAUGUAUAAAUUAAAUUACGUAUGAUCCCAUGUGAGCCAGGUGUAAGGAGACUGUGAUAUUGAGUGUAAAAGGUUUUAAUUUUUUUAAGACUCAGAACAUGUAUAAAUGAUGUGUGCAUAGCAAACAAAACUCCAAUAGAUUCCUUGUUUUUGAAAUAUGAA
Molecule: messenger RNA, 9818 nt
Organism: Protopterus annectens (West African lungfish)
Lineage: Eukaryota; Metazoa; Chordata; Ceratodontiformes; Protopteridae
Gene: SETD2
Product: SET domain containing 2, histone lysine methyltransferase
Exons: 28
Coding region: 473-9040 (2855 amino acids)
Biological process (GO): regulation of DNA-templated transcription
Cellular component (GO): chromosome; nucleus
Molecular function (GO): histone H3K36 methyltransferase activity; protein binding
Source: RefSeq, a predicted model, not a curated record